Fusarium coffeatum is the source of this 1770-nucleotide messenger RNA. RefSeq lists its product as uncharacterized. The transcript is spliced from 3 exons. Lineage: Eukaryota; Fungi; Ascomycota; Sordariomycetes; Hypocreales; Nectriaceae. The record is from RefSeq and is a predicted model, not a curated record. Bases 1 to 1770 code for a protein of 589 amino acids.
AUGUUGCCUAGCAUUCUACUACUUACGCUUAUCUGGAUGAGUCGUCCUCUACUUGUUUGCGGAGUUAUCCCACCUUUCUUUACCCGCCAUGUGCCUAGAUCUCCAGACAACAACAAAGAUGAUAGCAUACGAAGAGUUUUAAGCACCUCCGACUCAGAGCAGAGAGAAAUCAAGAAAGAGAACACCAUGUCCCUCGAUAAAAGUUGGGAAAAUGCUAUAUUGUUUGCUUACAUGGCUGAGGAAGACUUGAAUUCUGAGCAAGGCAAUACCUCCAUUUCAGCUGGUAUAGAAAUAACGUGCACAGCAUGCUAUAUCAAAGGAGCAGUCACGACCAGAUUCGUCUCCGAGAAGGACUUCAACAUCAGCCGAGCUCUGGAUAAUGUAAAAGAUCAAGUCCAGAACGAGAUCUACAAUCUAAGGACCGAAGUUGCGAACUACACAAAGGAAUAUGUAGAUCGGGUAACAGAUAACCUGGACGAUGGGUUUGACAUGGAUGAUUUUGAUCCUCCAACCAUGGAUUUCGACCUCAGUAUUGAUCUUCCUGAGAUUCCAGAGUUUCGACUUGAAUUCCAAUUCGAUGGCUUAGAGUUGUACAUGCUAAUUAACACAGUAUUAUCUGCCGGAGCUACCUAUACCUUGAAUCUGUAUACCUCUGCUACACCUGCAGGGUUUGCAGUUCGUCAUAACCUGGAAGUUGGUGUCAUUCUUACUCUUGACCUCAUUGUGUCUGUAGAAGGUGAAAUUGACAUCAGUACCGGAUUUCAUCUAAAGCUAGAUGACGGGGUUAGGAUCGAACUUGGCAUUUUCUCUAAAGAGAUAGCAAAUAUGGUUAUCAAUGGUGGCGACUUUGAAUUUCUCCCAGUCACUGUAGAGAGUGCUGGUGUAGUGUUCAAAGCUGUCCUUCGCAUGGGGAUACAGGCGGGUUUUGAAAUAUCGUCAUCCGACGUAUCUAUUGCUGGAAAGGACAUUUUUCGUAUCGGAGCGGGCAUUGAAAUGGGUGUUUAUGCCAACAUUGCCGAGCUGAUCACCAAUAUCACCCUUUCCAUGGACGAGGACGACCGAUGUGAUCUUCGCGUCGAGGAAGCAUAUCGACUCGCUGUCGGAGCUGCUUCAGGAGCUUCGAUUGCCAUUGAAGAUCUCACAUGGGGACCAGCUGUUGAAACUGAAGUUCCUAUCUUUUAUACUACAUUGGCACAAGCUUGUGCCGUAGAAAGAAGCAGUGCCGUGGUAUCUGCAUCCCAGGAAACUUUGACAUCUGCUGCUCUCGUAAUAAGAGGUGAGGAUGGAGAUGAAACCGAGAUGGAGACAACUACGAUUUCUGAAGAAGCAACUUUCAUUGCUGUAGCAUGCGAGUCGGAGGGACUGGUUAACUGCCCAGCAUCCCUUCAGACAACGUCAAAGUAUACAACUACUCGAACACAUGUCACCAUAGUCCCGACCGACAGCGAAGCCUCUUUUCCUGAAUCGGUCAGAUCCACUUCUGUGAUACCAAUUCCGUUUGGAGAUUCUGCAAAGAAGUUAUUUACAACAUCAGGCAUUCCUGAAUCCUACGUUCCUCGGCCCUCGACGCAUUCGGCCACAACUAGCGCAACCGAUGAUGCUGAUGAUGGUAAUGAGAAUACAAGCUCAAACGAAAAGAGCGAGGGAUUGUCCGAUAGUGUUAUUAUCGGCCUGAGCGUCGGGCUUGGGGUGCCUUUUCUCUUCAGCGUACUUGCUUUCAUCUUGUCAGUGAACCCAGCGCAGUCUUCGUUUCCCGCUGAAACACCUUGA